This is a messenger RNA of Salvia splendens (bonfire salvia), 2266 nucleotides long. Its product is annotated as rust resistance kinase Lr10. Gene Ontology annotation, biological process: protein phosphorylation. Gene Ontology annotation, molecular function: polysaccharide binding; ATP binding; protein kinase activity. NCBI's taxonomy places the organism in Eukaryota, Viridiplantae, Streptophyta, Magnoliopsida, Lamiales, Lamiaceae. The transcript is spliced from 5 exons. The record is from RefSeq and is a predicted model, not a curated record. The coding region runs from base 85 to 2175 and encodes 696 amino acids.
AUUAAAUGUUGGGUACAAUACAAUGAAUGAGCAUUAUGCAUUAUUGUUAUCCAUAGAUCCAGAGCCUUGCAUUUGGAAAAAAAUAUGAAGCCAAGAAUGAUGAACACUCAAAACCUCCUCUUCCUCACUUACUCAUCUCUCUUCAUUCUUUCACUUCAAUUCUUUCAAAAUUGUUGUGCAAAAUGCCCCCCUUCUUCCUGUGGCCUCAUUCCCAUUCGCUCCCCUUUCCGCCUCAGCAACUGUGGCGAUCCUGGCCAAGAGUUAGUAUGCGAAAACAACGUCACCUUAAUGUACGUUGACUCCCGGAAAUACUAUGUCAAAGAAAUCCAUUACCAAAACUUCACCAUGAGGGUCUCCGAUAUUUCCACAGACAACAACAUCUGCUCUUUCCCUAUACAUUCUUCCUCCGAUUAUGACGAUAACCGUCCUUUUAAAAGCGGAUUCGGUUUUGCCUAUAAGCUCAUUAGUUUGGUGAGCUGCGAGCAUCCUUUGCGUAAUUCUUCCCUCUUUACCAAACUUACUGAUUGUGAGCAGUAUAGCAAAUACACAUAUAUAAACGUUGGAAACAUGCGUGUCAAAGAUUUGGACCAUAUGUGCACAUUAGAUACUGUGCUGGCAACAUCUUGGAGAUAUCAAGAUUCGGAAUUUUUGAGUAAUAUGUCCCUCUCAGAAAUCCAUCAGUCUCUGCUAUAUGGAUUUAAUUUAAAUUGGUACAAAUUAAUGUGUCUCUACGGAAAAGAAGGUGUCGAUCCGGAUGUGCUAGUUAGUUGCGACCGUUCAGACCUUCAACGUAAAUUGGACUACAUCAAGCACUCCUUCCUAUCACCUAAAGGUCCAACUGGAGGCUUUCUCAUGAUUUUAAUGCUCAUACUUGCUAUUGUAUUUAUAGGGGUAGGCAUUGCAGCAAAGAUCAUUAUCACCAUCACAUUUGUUGUCAUUUUUCGGACUGAAACAGAGGCCGAUUGGCUCAUCGUUGCUCAAUCCGUUGGAGAGAUCCCAACGAUAGUAGAUAUUGAAUACCACUUCAAUGCUUCUAAUUCGGCAAUUGUUUACUUGGAACUAAGAUUCAUCUUGGGGUUUCUCUGCGCAGUGGGGUUCCUGAUCUACAAAUUUCAAAGAAGGCGUUUGUCCGCGUACGAGGAAAUAGAGAGCUUCCUACAAAGUGACAACCAUUUGUCCCCUAUCAGGUACUCCUACUCAGAAAUAAAGAAGAUGACUAGAAAUUUUCGAGAAAAACUAGGAGAAGGUGGCUUCGGCUCUGUUUACAAAGGAAAGCUUCAGAGUGGCCAUUACGUGGCAGUCAAGCUAUUGGGAAAAGCCAAAAUAAAUGACAAAGAUUUCAUCAAUGAAAUCGGGACAAUUGGGAGGAUCCAUCAUGCCAAUGUUGUCCAACUUAUAGGAUACUGUGCGGAGAGAUCCAAGCGUGCCCUCGUACUUGAUUUCAUGCCAAAUGGUUCUCUUGACAAAUAUAUCUUCAAACCAAAAAAAACAUCUUCACUGGAUUGGGGUAUGAAAUUCAAGAUUGCAGUUGGAGCGGCCCGAGGGAUUGAGUAUUUGCAUAGUGGUUGUGAUAUCAAGAUCUUGCAUUUUGAUAUCAAGCCCCACAAUAUACUUCUCGAUGACAAGUUUGUCCCCAAGGUCACCGAUUUUGGACUAGCAAAGUUAUACUCCAUAGACAAGGAAGCGGUGACAAUGACGGCUGCAAGAGGCACCAUAGGCUAUAUUGCUCCGGAACUCAAUUGCAGAAGCAUUGGCCUAGUGUCACACAAGGCCGAUGUGUAUAGUUUUGGGAUGUUGUUGAUGGAGAUGGCAGGUGUAAACAACAAGGAUGAUCCAAACAAGUAUUUCCCAGAUUGGAUAUAUGAUUGCAUUAAUAAAGGUGAGGAUCUUGGAAUUGUUGAAGAGGACAACAAUGUUGAUGAUGUGAAUGAGAAUGGAAAGAAUGUCCUUAAGAAGAUGACAAUAGUUGGCUUGUGGUGCAUACAAAUGAAUCCAGACAAUCGACCAUCAAUGAAUAAAGUGUUGGAGAUGUUGGAAGGUGACGUUGAAGAUUUGAAGAUUCCAGAGCAUCCAUCUCACUUAGUGAAUGAGGCCAGGAGUUGGGAUGCGGAUUCAAAUGGCUCUGUAUCACAGUCAUAUUAUGACAGUGAUAGUAUCAAGAUUAGUAUAGCAUGAAUAUGUAUGUAUUCUCCACUGUUUUUGCUUGAAAGGAUCGAGCAUAUUCGUAUCAAAUUUAAGCAUGUUUUGGUGCCGUUUUUGCUUAAAA